Molecule: messenger RNA, 1041 nt
Organism: Ambispora gerdemannii
Lineage: Eukaryota; Fungi; Glomeromycota; Glomeromycetes; Archaeosporales; Ambisporaceae
Source: the annotation of a GenBank genome assembly
AUGUUUUCCAGCGAUUCUGAAGAUGAUCUCACAGCUGUCUACAGCUCUGAGUCGCCGUCUGUAGCUUUCAAUACACGUAAUGGUAUUUCCGAGGAAGAAGAGGAAGAUAAUAACACCCAAAGUGAAGACAUUCUAGAUCACAUCGAUCAUGGUGAUUUUACCUUUCACGGUGACUACAACUCUAUAAAUAUGGAAUUAGAUAAUGCAGAUACUGGUUCUUCUCAAACAAUAGAAACUCAUACACGUCACCACUAUCGAUCGUCUUCUCAACGAAGUCGUGCGUUCUCUCCUCUUGUCUCGCGUUUGGCGUCGUUUCGCAGGCAAAAUUAUAAUUUUUCCCCUGUAUCAUCGACGACAACUUCAAAUGUUACUCCUAUAAAGUUUAAUGCAGAAAUAGUUUCGAAAACCGGAUACGGUAACCGGUCAAAAGAAUCAGAACAAUCCACGACGAUACCUCGUUGCAGUUUUUUACACUCUGGUUUAUCGUUUAAUGGAACACAAAAUCUAAUGAACUCACAUCCAUCCCAACGCGAAGAAUGGGGCGUUAAAGUGACAAUUCAAUAUGUAGACUAUAAAACUGGGACGGCUAUCGGAUUAAUGGAAGCUUUGAAUGUGCCUUCAAGUAACAAUAAAGUAGUCACCUACUGGGAAGGUGAAAUUAUCGACCUGGUUAAUCACUCAUGGUGGACAAAUAAAUGGCAAGCUACCCCUGAUGUUGACCUUCAACAUUGGAGGAAAUUCGAAGCUUUUCGCGGGACUGAUGGUAGAAGUAUUUCUCGCGGAUUUCUUUCACGAAAAUGGUUCAAACAAGUCUGUGAGAAAUAUAUUUUUAUGCGAUGGAAAGAACGAUGUUUUGUUGACAUGUCAGCUCAAGAUAGUGGUUUAACAAUUGCUGGAUUUUAUUAUAUAUGUAUCAAGAGAAGUGAUGGUUCAAUUGAAGGCUAUUAUUAUGAUCCCGUCUCCACUCCUUAUCAGAAAUUGACACUUAAGCCAGUUAUUGAAGGAACUGGUUUAUCAUUUGCUGAAUUUUCUUUUCACUGA